Messenger RNA from Nilaparvata lugens (brown planthopper), 6005 nucleotides. RefSeq lists its product as uncharacterized. The coding region runs from base 14 to 1072 and encodes 352 amino acids. NCBI's taxonomy places the organism in Eukaryota, Metazoa, Arthropoda, Insecta, Hemiptera, Delphacidae. The transcript is spliced from 2 exons. The record is from RefSeq and is a predicted model, not a curated record.
UAUUAAUGAAGAGAUGGAAAAUGUUAGGGCUAGUGUUCACCAACAAUCAGCCAUGCAAAUCAAUUUAGAAGAUAGGAUCACUAAGAAUCUGAAUAUUUUGGAAGUUAGGCAGAACGAAGAAGCUGUCAAGGUCUGUACCUUACAGUUGAAUGUAGAGAAAAACAGUGAAACAGUUGAUAAAUUACAGAAAAAAAUCUCAUCACAAGUGAACUUUGUACCGCAAGUAAAUAAUUGCUUUCCUUCUGACAAAUACGAAUUUCAAAUGUCGAUUGACAGGAGAAAUCCUAUGAACUUCAUCAAUAGCUUAACUGAAUAUUUAUCUCGUAACCAUAUUAAUGAAUGGGGAAAAAUAAAAAGUAUUUUGGACAAUAAUUUGAAUAAAACUUAUCAACAACAAGAAUGGUGGGAUUUUGUAAAAACCGAUAUUGACAGUUUUGAAAGCUUCAAAAACAAAUUCAUCUCGAAGAUGUGGUCGCAAGACAUCCAGAAGAAAGCACGACAAGAACUUCAAUUUGGAAAAUACGUCAUUGGUAGUAAGUUAACUUUAAGUGAAUAUUUUAUUUCCAAAUUUAACAUCUGUAAAAAUUUAAUUCCGGCUAUUGACAAAGACACAAUUUUUGAAAUGUUGAAAAAUCAUUACAAUGAAAAUAUAAUUACCGCUGCAAUUGUUAGAAAUGUAAAGAAUGCAGAAGAAUUUAUUAAGGUGUUGGAUGCAUUCAGUUUAUUAGAUGAAUAUAGGGUGAACAAAAAUCAAAACAAUCAAGAAAAUCAAGAUAAGAAUCAGUCAAAUGACAAUCGAAGAUUUGAUCAGGUAGGACGCAAUAAUUUUGAUAAUAGAAGAAAUAAUAACAACUUUCAAAGAUCAGGUUAUCAACAACGUCAGGAAGAUCGUAAACAAUCAAAUAAUUCAAACAUGAAUCAAAUGAAUCAAAACAUGAAUCAACCAGGUAAUUUUCAUCCUAGAAAUCCAAUGAUGUUUCCGCAGCAGUUCAACUACCCGCCGCCUGGAUAUGGAGCAUCACAAAGAAAUACAUCACAAAGUACACAUAGUAACAAACAUCCUUUAAACUAAAGGAUGAACAACGAAAAAUGAUUUCUCCUGUUAGUUCAUUAAGUUCAGGGUUUACCAAUGAAAAUUCAAAUGAAAAUCUAAGUAAAAGUUCAAAUGAAAAUUCUUCAAAUAUAGACAAUCAACCUGUAUUGAAAAAUUAUGAACGAUUUUAAAAAAGAGAAACUUUUGCAUUUUCCAAGAAUUAUUAGAUGAACCGGACAUGCCUAUAAAAGAAAACUAUGAACUUGUCGAAGUAAAUGUUAAGAUUUGUAAUAAAGAAUUUAUGUUAAUUAUAGACACAGGAUCUGAGGUUAGUGUAGUAAAUGAAAAAAUAAUUAAAGAAUUGAAAGUAAAUAACUCUAAGAAUUUAAGUAUUGUUCCAGCUCAAAAUAUUAGUAUUGUAAGUGCAACUGGUAUAAAACAUAAGAAAGUAAAUAAGCAAGUUAUUCUAGAUGUAGGGUUUGAGAAGAUGGAAUUACCAAUAGUAUUCUUAAUAGUUGAUGAUUUAAAUACAGAUUUAAUUGUAGGUUGUGACUUUCUAAAAGAAAUAAAAGGUAUUGUUAAUUUCGAAGAAGAAAAAGUAGUGAUUAAAAAACUAGAGAUACCUUUCAUUAAGAAACCAAUUUGUAGGUAUGGACAAAUUUUCAAUAUCAAAGUCAAUGCUGAUAAAAGAACUAAUGAAGAAAUUUGGGAUGAUCAAAUAUUAAAUAUACGUCAUAGUUUACAGAAUGAAUCCAAAGAUCUAGUAGAGAAAUUAAUUGAUGUGUUUGAUUCCAAUAAAGAUGUAUUUUCUGAUUCUCCAGGCUCAGCUAAAGGAUACGUUUGUAAGUUAAGAAUGAAAGAUGAUAUAAAAUUAAUCAAGAAAAGUUAUCCUAUUCCUUAUAAUCAAAGAGAUGCAGUAAGGGAAGAGCUCAACAAAAUGUUAUCUCAAAAAAUCAUUGAACCAGGCUGUUCUGAAUACACUAAUCCAAUGGUUGUAGUUAAAAAACCGAAUAAUAGUAUCAGAUUGUGCUUAGACGGUAGGGAAGUAAAUAAAUUCAUAUUGAGAGAUUACACUGAGCCAGAACCGAUUGAUAGCUUAUUAAUAAGAUUCAACCAAUGUAAUUAUAUAACAAGUUUAGAUCUAACUCAAGGUUUUAAUCAGGUAAAAUUAGAUGAAGACAGUAAAAAAUUUGUAGCAUUUAACGUAUUUGGACAAGUAUAUCAAUACACGCAUCUUCCAUUUGGACUCAAUAUCAGCUCAUCUGAAUUCAUAAAAUGUUUGUAUAAAAUACUAGGAGAAGAUGUUUGUCAAUUCAUUAUCGCCUAUGUCGACGACUUAGCUAUUUGUAGUAAAACACUUGAGGAACAUAUUCAAAGACUUGAUCUCUUAUUUAAAAGAUUAAAAGAAGGUAAUUUAACGUUAAAGUUGGCUAAAUCUAAGUUAAUUGCAGAUAAAAUAAAAUAUUUAGGAUAUGUAAUAAGUAAGGAAGGAAUUGAACCGGAUCAAGACAAGUUAAGAGUAAUUAAAGAUUUUCCAGAACCCAGUAAUUUAAAACAACUUCAAUCUUUUCUUGGAUUUUGUAAUUAUUAUAGAAAAUUUCAAAAGAACUAUUCGUACUUAACAGCUGAAUUUAAGCAUCUAUUGAAUAAAAAUAAAAAUUUAUUUGGACUGAUAAGGAAAGAAAAGUAUUUAAUGAAAUAAAAGAAAAAUUCAUUGAUUGUGUAAUGCUCAGACAUCCUGAUUACAAUAGAGAAUUUAUUAUGAGUACUGACUGUAGCGAUAUAGGUAUAGGUGUGGAAUUAUUCCAAGAGAAUAAUGAGAAGGAACAUGAAGUGAUAGCCUAUGCUAGCAGGAGUUUAAAUAAGAGUGAAUUAAAUUAUUCUAUUUGUGAAAAGGAGUGUUUAUCAGUAUUGUUUGGUUUGCAAAAAUUUCAGAAUUACUUUGGAGAUCGUAAAAUAAUAGUAAGAACAGACCAUAAAGCAUUAACCUUUAUGAAAAAAUGUAAAGUAGGACACAGUAGAAUGGGCAGAUGGAUUUUAGCAUUGCAAAAUUAUAAUAUUGAAUGGGAAUAUAUCCCAGGUAAAGAAAACAUUGUAGCUGAUAUAAUUUCAAGAACCGACUUUGAGGGAAAUUUAGAGGUACGUAAUUCAAAUGAAUAUAAAGUUUUUAAUAUUAUUAAAAGUGAUAAGCCCAUGAAUGAAAUAAUUAAGAAAAUAAAAAAUACACAGCAUACUGAUCCAUGGAUAAAUAAGAUAAAAGAUAAAGUAGAAAUGGGUAACGUUCAAAUUUGUAAAUACUUCACUGUCCAUGAAGACUUAUUGUUCUGUAGAAAAACUACUAAAAAUAAUUAUUGGAAAUUGUGUGUGCCUUCUGCACUUUAUGAAGAUUUAAUUAUGGAAACACAUUAUAGACAAGGUCAUGUAGGUAUUUCUAAAGUUUGUAGAUUUUUGCAAGAAACAUUUUAUAUUAAAGAUUGCUAUAAAAUGGUAACGAAAACUAUUAAGUAUUGUAAGUAUUGUCAGUUGGUAAAAACUUCAAAUGAGAAAAAGUUACUCGAUAUGCACACUAUCAUUUCUGAGAAAAAGAAUAGCAAAAUAUUUAUAGAUGUAUAUGGUGAAUUACCAGGAGGUCGAUAUAAAUGGAUGUGUAUAAUAUUAGAUGGGUUCACAAAGCAUGUAAAAUUAUAUCCGUUAGUAAGAGCAAAUAGUAAUACUUUAAUUAAAAAAGUAGAAGAAUACAUAAAAGAAUUUGGUAAAUUUGAAUACAUCAUCAGUGACAACGGUACCUGUUUUCAAAGUAGAAUAUGGAAGUCAGAAAUGGAGCGUCUGGGAAUCAAACCUUACUACAUUUCUAUGUACCAUCCUCAAGCUAAUCUGAGUGAGCGGCCGUUAAAGGAAGUGAACAGGAUCUUACGCACCUAUGUUCCGAAGGAGAAGCAUAAUACUUGGUACAAACAUCUUGAUAAGGCAGAAUACAUCAUUAACUGUAACUUUCAUGAAACAACAGGACAGAUUCCAGUAGAGAUGAUGAUGAAUAAAAAAUUAGGUCAUUUAGUUUUCAAAAGUAUUAGAUUUCCUCCUGAUAAUAAAUUUGAACUUGAACCCGAAGAACUUAGAAAUAGAAGAGUAUUAAUUAAUAUAAAAAAUAAAGGAGUAAUCAGAAGAUUUAAACAGAAUAUGAGAAAUAAAAAUCCAUGUAAAAUCAAUGUAGGUGAUCAAGUCUUGAUAAAAAAUUACAUUCUAUCUAACAAAUUGAAGAAAAUAUCUGCGAAACUGUGUGCAAAAUAUAAGGGACCGUAUGUUGUAGUAAAAGAUUUAAGAAAGGGUUGUUAUGAACUUGAAGAAAUAAAAACUGGAAAAAUUUUGAAAGUAAAUAAGUUUAUGAUAAAGCGUUUUUACCAUAAAGAUGAUUAAUUUUUCUAAACUUACGUGAUCAAUGGCUUGAGAAUCAUUCUAAAAUAAAAAAUAUGCAAUUGAAUACUAUAACACUUUGUUAAAUCAACUGUAGAAAAUGAAACUUUGUUUAAAAUAAUAAUGUAAUUCAAACAAAUUUUAUUGAGUCAUGAAAUCUAUUGUAUUGGUACUGUUGUUUAGUAUUCUUGUUGGUAUGUAUUAGUAUUAGUAAUUAUUGAUUUAUAAUUGUAUUUUGUUUGAGUAAGAAAUCCUGACCUUGAAGUCUUAAGGAUGCUCAUAAAUUUUGUGUAAUGUAAUUUGUGCUUAUGAAUGACCAUGUAGCUUGUGUUGGUAAUACAAUGAUUUAAAUGACUUGAUGAAACGUAUUUUGAAAGUUUUGGAAAAUUUAUAAGUAAUAUUUAAAUUUCAUUGUGUUUAACUUCCUACUUUUAUAGUAAAUUCAUAAACAAAUGAUUGACAUUAAUGAUUAAUAAAAUAAUGAAUGUUCAAAUUAAUUGAAAAUAAAUUGCUGAAAACCAUUGAAACGAUUUAAAUAAAGGAAUAAAUAAUAUAAUAUUGUUGUUACAUAACUGUCUGAAUAAUUCUGAAUAUGUAUUUUGUUCACAAUGACUUGAAAAAUAUUGGUGAGGUAUUCAUGAUGAUUGAUAUAUUUAUUCUAUAUUCACUUGUAUUCAGUAAUAAUAAUGUGUACGUACUUGAAAUAAUAAUAUUGUUUAAUUAAAAUUGAUUCAUAUGCUAUUGAUCACUAAUAUCCUAUCUAAAUAUUUAGUAUAACUCUUCUGUCAAUAUUUUAUUUUAUGAUUUACUUGAAAUUUGUGGAUAAAUUCAUGAACUUACAAUAUUCAUGAUUCAUUUUGUUUGAAAUAUGACUGACGAUUUAUCAACUUAACUAUAUUUUUGAGUAAUAGUCAAUUCUAAAACUUAUCUUUAAAAAAUAUAUAUAUAUAUUUUUUAUUCUUAUUAAAAAUUUAAAUAGUAAUUUUUUAUUCUUAAAUGCUCAUACAUUCUUGACGUGAAAGUGACUACUAGUGCAUCGAAUAACACUGCAACGUAUAAUACAAAUGUGAAUGAUAUCUUCGAAUCUUCAAUAUUCUACGACAACGAAAUUGCUGAAAAUAAAAUGGUAGUGGUAUGGAACUUCGUCGCAGAACUUCAAGCUGAGAUGUGGCCUAACUCCAUUCCACAGCGUAAAGAUGUCAUUCCACAUAGAGGGUGUUCCAGAAAUUAUAGUCACAAGAACUUCAAGAUUUUGCAUUGCAAGAAACCUUUACCUAAAAUUUACCUUACCUUAAAAAAGCUAUUCCUUUCUAGAUAUUGGCAACAGUGAAUCCUUUCUAGCAACUCACUCCGUUCCUUAAGUUAAUCCUUUCAAAAUUUUCCACUUGCACAUAAUGCAACUACAACUACAAAUAAAAAUGCUAUCUAAACGAGUAUGGACAUGUAAAAGUGAGAAGUAAAAGAAAUGAGUGAUUAAAAAAUAACGAGAUGUAUCUACGAAUGUGCCUGCAAAUGAACUUUCAUCUUCGUCUAAAUCCAAAAAUGUUCCAGUUGUAAAAAA